Ipomoea nil (Japanese morning glory) is the source of this 1643-nucleotide messenger RNA. Its product is annotated as STOREKEEPER protein-like. The transcript is spliced from 2 exons. Gene Ontology annotation, biological process: regulation of DNA-templated transcription. Gene Ontology annotation, cellular component: nucleus. The record is from RefSeq and is a predicted model, not a curated record. Bases 169 to 1368 code for a protein of 399 amino acids. NCBI's taxonomy places the organism in Eukaryota, Viridiplantae, Streptophyta, Magnoliopsida, Solanales, Convolvulaceae.
AGAACAAUUUAAAAAGCCGGACAUAAAUGGGCUCAAACUUUACAGGUACGAUGUUUGAGGAGUAUAUAUAAUGCAAAACCCUAAACAAGCCGCUCGUACUAGUUGCUCUCCAAUUCUCCAAGGCUUCUGUUGCCUCUUUCUUCGUCUUGAGCGUUCUCAGAAACAAUAAUGGCUCCCAAAUCCCAGACGCGUCUAGUAGACCAGCCACCAUCUGCAUCUUCAUCUGAAGACGAGGAAGAAUCCGACCCGGAAGAAGAAACCCAAAACUCUGAAGAAGAAUCCGAGGAAGAAGAUGAAGAAGCCCCUGAACAAGCACCCAAAAAGGCACCGGAGCAACCACCCAAAAGGGCCCCUUCGCCGCCGCUAUUGUCGAAGAAGCCCACCGUUCAAAAGCCACAAUCUUCCUCCGGAUCCGAAUCUGAAUCCGACGAAGAGGGCUCGGAUUCUUCUCAACACACCGAACCCUCGCAUUCCGUUUCGGACUUCACAAUCAAAACUAACCUCCCUUCUAAUGCCCCUCCGGCCUCAAAGCCCCCGGCAAAGCGGCCGAUGGAGACCCCUGUAAGAGAGUCGGCGAAGAAGAAACUCAAGUCCGGGGAAGAAGAUGGGAAUGCGGAGGAGAAGAAGGUUCCAGGUUCGGCUUCUGCCGGGUUUAACAGGGUGUGGAACGAGGACGAUGAAAUUGCUGUUCUAGAAGGUAUGAUUGAUUACAAGAACCAAAAAGGGGCUGACCCUUCUGCUGAUUUGUCUGCUUUCCAUGAAUUUAUUAAGGGGAAAUUACAGGCUGAUAUUUCCAGAACUCAGAUGUAUGAGAAAAUUAGGAGAUUUAGAAAGAAGUUCUUUACCAAUAUAGAAAGAGGGGAUACCCCAGAUUUCAAUAAGCCUCAUGAUUACAAGACUUUUGAGGUCUCAAAAAAGGUUUGGGGCAGUAGUGGAGUUAGCAAUGGUGUAAAUGAGAACACGAAAAGCUCUAAUGUGAAAGCGAAGAGGGCUGCUGAAAUUAAGAAGAUUAGUGAGCCAAAGAAGGGUGCUAAAGUUAGUGACUUUGAUGUAACCAAGGAAGAAGAAAAGGAGAAACCGAAUGUUACCAAAGACAAGGAUACUGGGAUUUCUUUGAAAGAUGAAGGGGAUUUCAAAUCUAAGUAUCCACGCCUAGUUCAAUCCUUCAAUAAAGCAAAUAUGCCUAAGUUAUCAGAAGAGGCACUUGCAAUUAUUCAGGAAAAUUUGAGUUUGAUAGGGAGUUCCAAAGCAGAAGAGUUUGAGGAGCAGUGGACCAAAAUACUGAAGGAAGAGGCUGAACUAUUCUUGAAGAUGACAGAUUUGAUGGGGGAACAGAUCAAAUUGAUCGUCGAGACUAUAAAGAGGUAAAUGCUGAAGCUGAAGCUUUAUGUAUUAUGGCUAGCUAUAUAGAUGUUUCUGCAGGGUGAAUUUUGAGCUUUAGAUAUUUUGAUUUAGUUCUCUGCUCUAGAAACACAAACCUGUUUUGUUGAUGAUGAUUAGUGUCAUAGGGCGGAUUGUGUUUUGUUGUAAGCUUUUUGCUUUAGAAGUCCACUUUUACAUUUUCCUUUCUAUUUCCAUAUUCAUAUGCUAAUUAUAUUCUUGAAAACUUUAUUGUUAUUAUGUUAUAAAAGGCCUAUUCUUAG